Molecule: messenger RNA, 1714 nt
Organism: Photinus pyralis (common eastern firefly)
Lineage: Eukaryota; Metazoa; Arthropoda; Insecta; Coleoptera; Lampyridae
Product: 3,4-dihydroxyphenylacetaldehyde synthase 2-like
Exons: 5
Coding region: 24-1652 (542 amino acids)
Biological process (GO): catecholamine metabolic process; amino acid metabolic process
Molecular function (GO): pyridoxal phosphate binding; aromatic-L-amino-acid decarboxylase activity
Source: RefSeq, a predicted model, not a curated record
CUUAUAUUGGUAAUACUUAUUCAAUGGUACCUACGAGUCUAUAUUCGUAUGGUCGUGACAGUGAAAGUGAAGGUUGGUUGAUGCAGUUUACAGUGGACGGAGAACAGCUGUUGGUUAAGAAGGACACAAUGGAAUCGAGCGAUUUUCGUGAGUUUGGAAAGGCGAUGGUGGAUUAUAUCGCGGAUUACAUGGAAACUAUUCGCAAUAGAGACGUGCUUCCAUCAGUGACACCGGGUUAUUUAGAGAAACAUAUUCCCAAAGAGACCCCGGUGGACGGUGAAAACUGGAAGGAUGUUCUUCACGAUGUCGAAAAACUGAUAAUGCCUGGUGUAACCCAUUGGCAUUCACCUCAUUUUCACGCCUAUUAUCCCACGGCUCAGUCGUACCCGGCAAUUGUCGGCGAAAUGCUGAGUGCCGGUAUCGGCUGUAUCGGCUUCAGUUGGAUGGCAAGCCCCGCUUGCACUGAGCUGGAAGUGAUCACAAUGAAUUGGUUAGGGAAACUGUUGGGACUCCCUGAGGAAUUUCUGAACUGUUCCGAAGGUCCCGGUGGUGGUGUGAUACAGGGAUCCGCGAGUGAAUCUACGCUAGUAGGUUUAUUGGCCGCCAAAGAAAAGAUGGUUAGGUCAACACAAAAAAAUAAUCCAUCUCUCUCAGAGGGUGACAUCAAAGGAAAGCUAGUGGCGUACACAUCCGAUCAAGCUAACUCCUCAGUGGAGAAAUCUGGAAUAUUAGCUUCGGUACCCAUGAUCCAUUUGCCAAGCGACACCAAAGGUAGGCUUAGCGGCGAUGUUCUACGAGAAGCUAUCAGAAGAGAUAAAGCGGCCGGGUUAAUUCCGUGCUACGUCGUGGCAACGCUAGGCACGACAGGUACUUGUGCAUUUGAUAAUUUGGAAGAACUGGGAGCCGUGUGCAAUGAAGAAGGGGUUUGGCUACACGUAGACGCAGCUUAUGCCGGUGCCGCAUUCGUUUGUCCAGAGUACCGAUACCUAAUGAAAGGCGUCGAGUUAUGCGAUUCAUUUACUUUUAACGCACACAAAUGGAUGCUCGUUAAUUUCGAUUGCUCCGCACUGUGGGUUAAGGACGCUAGGUACUUAGUGGAAGCUUUUAACGUGGAUAGGAUAUACUUGCAACACCAACACGAAGGAAAGGCGCCGGAUUACCGUCACUGGCAAAUUCCGCUAGGGCGUAGAUUUCGAGCUUUGAAACUGUGGUUCGUUUUACGUAUUUACGGAACGGAAGGUAUUCGUCGACACAUCAGAAACCACAUCAGUCUCGCUAAACAUUUUCAAGAAUUAGUGCUUAAUGAUUCACGAUUUGAAGUAGUAACCAGCAAUUUAGGUUUAGUGUGCUUUAGACUUCAAGGAGACGAUUCCUUGACAAAAGAACUGCUAGAAAAGGUUACUGCCAACAAGAAACUUUACUUGAUCCCCUGUUAUACUCAACAAAAGUUUGUGAUUCGUUUCGUUGUGUGCAGCAGAAUAACGACAAUUGAGGAUAUCAAUUGUUCAUGGGCAGAGAUUAUUUCCCAUGCAAAUACAAUAGUACCUUACACAACAGACAAUUCAAUUAUGCACGAACCCAGAAAGAACGAUUAUAUCAAUUUAACAACGUAUCAAGAACCUGAUGAUAGUAUGAACGAGAAAUCUAAGUAAAAUUUGGCUAAUGUGCAAUUUCGGAAAAAAACUUUUUAAUAAAAUGUGAUAUUUGUUCAAUU